GCAGCAGCAGCAGUAGCAGCAGCGGGCACACGGACGUCUUCACUGCGUGUCAAAGCGGUGUGCUUUUCCAAAUGGCAACGACGGCGGACGACCAGCGGGAACCGGCGGACGUCGCUGCGUUGUCGACUCACUCCAGUUGCCACCACCACCGUAACAGCAACAGCAAUAACAACAAUAACAAUAACAACAACAACAAAGACAGCGAGGCGGGAGAAAGCACGACCUCCACCACCACCGCCGCCAGUCCGACCGAGCCCGGCGGGACGGCGCCGCAGAGCAUCGGUAACGGCUCGGUCAUUAACCCCAGCGGGGGGAACAACGGGAAGUGGGUCCGGCUGAACGUCGGAGGCACGGUGUUCCUCACAACACGACAGACGCUCUUAAAAGAGCAAACUUCAUUCCUGUACCGACUGUGCCAGCAGCAGGACCUGCACUCAGACACGGAUGAGACGGGAGCGUAUGUGAUUGACAGAGACCCCACCUACUUCGGUCCCAUCCUCAACUACUUGCGGCAUGGAAAACUGGUCUACAACAAGGAGCUGGCUGAAGAAGGUGUCCUGGAAGAGGCCGAGUUUUACAACAUCACCCCGCUGAUCAAACUGAUCAAGGAGAGGAUCGUGGAGAGAGACUCCAAGGCCACACAGCAGGUGCCCCCCAAGCACGUCUACCGAGUGUUGCAGUGCCAGGAAGAGGAGCUGACCCAGAUGGUCUCCACGAUGUCGGACGGCUGGAAGUUUGAGCAGGUCAGCGUGCGCACCUGCAGAAAGCCCCGCACCGGACUGCUCUGGACUAUGGUGAACAUCGGCUCGUCGUACAGCUACGGUACAGAGGACCAGGCUGAGUUUCUGUGCGUCGUCUCCAAGGAGCUUCACACGCCGGGAUCCGGGCUGGGUACGGAACAGAGCCACAAAACUAAGCCGGCGGAGUUGCAGGAGGAGGAAGCAGCGAAGGAUGAGGAGGAGGAGGAGGAGGAGGAGGAGGGAGGGAGAGAUACCGCACCGAAUGAGUGGCUUAGAGAAUGAGGGAAUCAUGUUUCUUUGUUCCAAAGAGAGGCGGGAAUGGCUUUUCCAGAUCCACGGGUCCCGGAUGUAGAAAUCGCAAGAAUCUAAGUUAUUUUUUUCUAGGCUUAUUAUGACAUCCUGUUCAUGGUGUAUGUGUGUGUUUCGCAUCAAAUGAACAGUCACCAGAAGAGAUUUGUAGCGUUUUUAAUGGUCCGUCGACAAAAUGCCAGUUAUAAAGAUGACCAAAUGGAGAGAGAAAAAAAGCAAAACGCACACACACACACACACACACACACACAAAAUACGAAACAGAAUCGUGCAGUCAGUCACAGCAAAGUGUCUUAAAAGAUAUUUGACAGUGAAGCUAAUUUUAUUAGGAGAAAUGAUCAUGUGUUGGUGUGCAAAAUGUGUUAUUGCCAAGGGCGGUAGUGAAGUAAGCUUAGUAAAUUAUAACCAAAGAUCCAGAUUAAAGCUGGCUGAACCAAGGUGCUGAACAAGAAUAUCAAAUCCUGCCUGAAGGAAAUAGAAAUAGUUUUGGUUGCACAGUGAGGAGACGUGACUGUGACACUGUGAUCUGACGGAUAGCAGAUGGUGCCAGAGGAUCAGAUUACAUCUGUGUGGUGCAGCUCUGGAUCAUUUACUCCCAAGCUAUUGCAUUUCCAGCUGGCAUGGAGGC
Molecule: messenger RNA, 1677 nt
Organism: Scomber japonicus (chub mackerel)
Lineage: Eukaryota; Metazoa; Chordata; Actinopteri; Scombriformes; Scombridae
Gene: kctd17
Product: potassium channel tetramerization domain containing 17
Exons: 7
Coding region: 72-1022 (316 amino acids)
Biological process (GO): protein homooligomerization; proteasome-mediated ubiquitin-dependent protein catabolic process
Cellular component (GO): cytoplasm; Cul3-RING ubiquitin ligase complex
Molecular function (GO): cullin family protein binding
Source: RefSeq, a predicted model, not a curated record